Molecule: messenger RNA, 466 nt
Organism: Guillardia theta CCMP2712
Lineage: Eukaryota; Cryptophyceae; Pyrenomonadales; Geminigeraceae
Exons: 2
Coding region: 29-400 (123 amino acids)
Source: RefSeq, a predicted model, not a curated record
AUACCGAGCGCCAGAAGUGCUCAUGGGCAUGGAGUGCCAGACCACAGCAGUGGACGUGUGGGCUGCUGGUGUAGUACUGCUUACCCUGCUGUGCCGCACGACACACUUCCAGUGGUUCCAGUCCAACGACAUAAUCACGGCAAUGAUGGAAAUCUCUUUGUGUACCUUGGAAGUGCGCUUGCCUGACUGUCUGAGCAGCUUGCGCAUGUACAUCAAGAGCAUGGAUGCUGUGUGGAAGCAAAACUAUGGGUAUACGGGUAAGUACAGAGAUAAGAUCAGAGAUGUUAUCGAAGAUUUCAAGCUCGACGUUAAGGUAAAAUUGUUGUCGUCGGCGUUGUUGUAUCAAGAGGAUGAGGAUGAGGGUGAUAUGGAGGCGGGAGGCCUGAGGUUGCUAAUUUGAUGUCAUUCAGAUUCCACCAUUGGACCUGCAUCUCAGCUAUGCCCGUGGUUUGAAGCAAACAUGGCG